CGAGACUGUAAAAUACACGGACAAAUUGUAGGCCAAUGCCCACCCCCGGUUUUUUUAGGCCCGACCUUAUUUUGCGAUCGCGCCUUCUGCUCCUCUUCAAACCCCCUAACCUAUUGUAUGCUUAUCAAAUCGCUGAAGAACCGAAGAGAUGGAGUACCCAUACUAUCCCAAUUCCCACUCCCAACCGUUCUCUUUAUACAACUUGCAAGGGGCGCCGACCCUCGGUCAGAACGACGAUGACAACCAUCGAAACCCACAGACCGAUAACAUCCAGGAUACUCUCGCUUCGUUGAGUUAUCAGUCCUUCGACCCUUCGUUUCGCUUCCAGAACCCCACUGCAACGUUCGGACAACCGCCAAACUCUCCGCCCGAGUCAUUCUCGAAGCAUUCUGCCUCUGGCAGUGAUAUCUUCGGCCAGCCGACCGAGCUGACUUUGGUAGAUGGAGAGCCGGGUUUUGGUCGGAGUAGUAGCGAGGAAAAGGAAUCUAUGACUCCUGCGCAAUCUAAGCGCAAGGCACAGAACAGAGCAGCUCAACGCGCGUUCCGCGAACGAAAGGAGCGACACGUGCGAGAGUUAGAGGAAAAGGUUAACAACCUGGAACAAGCAUCAUCCAAUUUGGUGGCGGAUAACGAACGCUUGAAGCGGGAGUUAGCCCGGUUUACAACGGAGAAUGAGAUCCUGCGGGCAACGUCGGGCUCAAGCGACCGAACACAGCACAACUCAGACGAGCCAACUACGACAGGGCCGCUGAGAUACACUCCCACGGAUUUUUACUCCGAGCUGGCACCAAAGGGCGAACCAGCUCGUCUCCAUCGAGUGUCAGUCUGCCCGAAAACCGGGGAAAGGCUGCUCGGUGCCGGUGCUACGUGGGACCUAAUCCAAGGGCAUGAGCUAUUCAAGCGCGGUUUAGUAGAUAUUAAAGAUGUCUCGGAACGAUUGAAGAACAUAACCCAGUGUGAUGGACAGGGCCCUUCUUUCCCCGAGGCUGCGGUGCUCCAUGCAAUUGAAGAAAGUGCGGCUGCUCAUAAUGAUGACCUUCUUUGAGUUUUGAAGUCUACAAAGUGACGCUUGCUCUUUUGAACUCGGGUACGCUGCGUUUAUGGCGCUUGUUGGUUGGCGUAUCUGGUUUACGAUUCUAAUGAUUGUUAUAUGGUUUCCUGCUGGAACUUGGGGAAUUUUUAUA
Molecule: messenger RNA, 1184 nt
Organism: Aspergillus pseudonomiae
Lineage: Eukaryota; Fungi; Ascomycota; Eurotiomycetes; Eurotiales; Aspergillaceae
Gene: rsmA
Product: putative bZIP transcription factor (Fcr3)
Exons: 3
Coding region: 149-1045 (298 amino acids)
Cellular component (GO): RNA polymerase II transcription regulator complex
Molecular function (GO): transcription cis-regulatory region binding; DNA-binding transcription activator activity, RNA polymerase II-specific
Source: RefSeq, a predicted model, not a curated record